GGUAUCCCUUGAACAUUACUGGCAUACGGCUUGUCAAUGGUAUAGGUCUAACUGAUGGUAUCGUUGAGCUCAAGGUCAAUGAUACUUGGGGACAGAUUUGUCAAUAUCCACAUAAUAUAACAGAAGUAAGGCUUGUUGGGGGAACAGGUCCAUAUGACGGUCGUGUUGAAGUUAAGAUAAACGAUGGUUGGGGCACUGUUUGUGGUAAUUCCAUCGGAUCAUAUGAUGCCGACACUCUAUCUUAUCCGUUACAAAUAAGAGGUAUACGGCUUCUCGGACCUGCUGGCCACAAUGGUUCUGUUACGAUUCUGGUUGAUGAUAUUUGGGGAUAUAUAUGUAUCUACGGCUUUACUUUCGCAGAGGCGAACGUCAUUUGUAACAUGCUCGGAUUUCCGUUAGGAGCAAAUCAAGUUUACUCAGGUUAUACAAGUAACGAGCCGGCUUUUAUUUCAAAUCUUCAAUGCAAUGGACAUGAACGACAUAUCAAUCAGUGCUUUUACCAUGUAGAUAAUGAUUGUUUCGACAUUGCACAAGUCGUAUGUGCAGGGCAUCAGCCGCAUGUCACAGGGCUGCGUCUGGCCGGUACAAAUGGACCAUAUCAUGGAAGAGUCGAAGUUGAAGUAGAUGACAUAUGGGGAACAAUCUGCUCACAUGAAUACUUAUACAACUGGGACUAUUUAUACAACUCAGCAAAUGUUAUAUGCAAUAUGAUUGGAUUACGAUAUUACAACUACUAUCCUUUUGCACGUUAUGGGCGAGGAGAAGGUCCAAUACACAUAGAGAGUCUUAAAUGUUACAGCCCCAACUAUACAGACAUAAACGACUGCGAACAUGAUGCAAACAACAACAACAACUACUACGACUACUACUACUGUUCGCAUGCAGAUGAUUUUUCAGUGGUGUGCUUUGGUCCGUCUCUGAAUAUAACGGAUGUGCGAAUAAUAAAUGGAACAGGGCCUAACGAUGGUAGGGCAGAAAUCAAAGUAGACAAUACAUGGGGAACUAUUUGCGAUUCCAAUUUUGCUUUAAGAGAUGCGGAGGUGUUUUGUAACAUGCUUGGACUGAAAGCAAUGAGGUUCUUUACCGGGGCAUUGUAUGGAGAAGGAAGUGGGCCGGUUUAUAUUGAUCAACUUUUCUGUUAUAGUGAUGAUGUUGUUCUAAGUGAUUGUCAGUAUUUGUUUCUUAAUGAAUGCAGCCAUAGUAGAGAUGUUUCUAUAGCAUGUAAUG
Messenger RNA from Ruditapes philippinarum (Manila clam), 1227 nucleotides. RefSeq names its product scavenger receptor cysteine-rich domain superfamily protein-like. The transcript has 8 exons. NCBI's taxonomy places the organism in Eukaryota, Metazoa, Mollusca, Bivalvia, Venerida, Veneridae. Gene Ontology annotation, cellular component: membrane. The annotation marks the transcript as partial. The record is from RefSeq and is a predicted model, not a curated record.